AUGGAAGCAUAUAGUACUAUAGAAGAUAACACUUUAUCACGUCAUAAUGCAGACAGUCAAACAAAAUAUGACCUAGAAGUAGAGAGUGAAGCGUUAGAAAGUUAUUAUGGUCCAGAGAGCGAUUCUCCAGAAACAUAUAAUGAAUUAGAUAUUGAUGAAUUACAAAAUAGUGGGAUGGAAGUAGAUGAGGAAGUUGAUACUUUGGACAUUAGCAAUACUGAAAGUUUUUCUAUGGAAAAUGGUAUUGGAGAAGAUAUGGAUCAUGGUGUAAGUGCAGAUGAUGAACCAAUGAAUUUUGAUGUAACGGAUACGAAUGCAGUUAUUAAUAAUGAUGUACUAUUAACAGAUAUAUUCGGAAAAGAUAUCCUAAUUAAGUGA
Plasmodium malariae is the source of this 378-nucleotide messenger RNA. RefSeq lists its product as uncharacterized. NCBI's taxonomy places the organism in Eukaryota, Apicomplexa, Aconoidasida, Haemosporida, Plasmodiidae. The transcript has a single exon. The record is from RefSeq and is a predicted model, not a curated record. Bases 1 to 378 code for a protein of 125 amino acids.